AGCCACAUGGCUUCAGUCACUUUCUGUCACGCAAAUUCAGGACAUGCCACCAGGGAUCUCGGGAAUGGCGGAGUUGGAGGAGCCCAUUCCAACCGCCCACAUUGAGGUGACCCGGAUGUCAGUAAGACAGUUGAAGGCGGAGCUUGCAGCCAGAGAUGUUGACAUCUCCCACUGCCGAGAUAGGUCGGAGCUGCUGGUGCUGCUGCGGAAGGCGCGAACCGCUGGACCCUGGGAUAGUGGCAGUUUCGCCCGGAAGCGCGACAAGACUCAUUGCUGGGUGGAGUUGGUAGAUGGACGCCAAGCCCUUUGCCACUAUGGGGAGGGCAGCACCGGCAUCAUGAACGUGGAUGAGUUGGAGCCGAUCGCAGCAGCGGAGUUCCCCAGUCCACAGCGAUUUGAGGGCACCUUCGAGGCUGCCAGGGCCGAAGCCUUCUUGAAGUCCAAGCUGCUUGUUGUGGCCAUUGUUUCAGGAAGAGGUAAGCCGGUGCGAGAGGAGGCCAUGCAGUACUUGGCUCUGGCUUCUGAUGAGGUUCGCACUAUGCUUCGUGAGAGCGCGGUGUUUUGGAGAGGAAAGCCCCUGGAGUUGAAGGACACCCAGCUGCGCCAGCUGGCUCCCGUGGAUCUUCUUCCCUCUUUGGCGGUGGUGGUGCCGCUUGCGGCGGACGCCAUGACGGUGAUCCUGGCGGUCCCCGGGGCCAUCACUCGCGCGCAGACGCUGGAGAGCAUCCUGGAAGGCGUGGAGGCCAUGGAGGUCCACCGCCAGGUCAUGUUGGCCCGGCAGAACGAUGAGGAUGCGCAGCUGCGCCAGGCCCAGGACCGCGAGUACGCGGAGGCGCUGGCGCAGGACCAGGCGGCGGAAGCCGCCCGGCAGGAGGCCAGGCAGGAGCCCCCAGCCCCGCCGGAUGAUGCGCGGGCCUGGGCUGAGGAGUUCCUCCAGGAGGGCCCCUCUCCCAGCAGAGUGGAUCCUGUCCGACUGGUCCUAAAGCUGCCCAGCGGCGAACGCGUGGAGCGCACCUUUGAGGCGCAGGACCACCUGUCGCGCGUCUGCCAGUGGGCCCAGUGCUGCCCUUGGCUGCCUGAGGCAGAAGGUCGGCAGUUACAAAUCCCGGCAUCCUUUCAACUGGCAACUGCAUUUCCAAGACGGAGGUUUGCAGCGAGUGAGCUGGAGAGCACUCUCAGAGAGUUGGGCCUUGCACCCAGUGCAGCCUUGUUGCUAGAGGAGGAGUCUUGAUAGAUUCGGCCAGCUUCAAAGAAGCUUGGCUUUGUAGGCAGCUAUGCUCAAUUGAGACGUUCUGAAAGGGCCUGAUUGGAGACAUUGGAGGGUAUGAUGGUUGGAGCAGCUCGCUCAAUGCUAGCGUGUUAUGGUACCUGCCAGCCUGUGAUUUGCCGCAUGCAUGCUCAAACAAUUUGCUCCAGACCGUAGGUGCCGC
Effrenium voratum is the source of this 1430-nucleotide messenger RNA. NCBI's taxonomy places the organism in Eukaryota, Dinophyceae, Suessiales, Symbiodiniaceae. The record is from the annotation of a GenBank genome assembly.